Messenger RNA from Gastrolobium bilobum, 1165 nucleotides. Its product is annotated as GCN5-related N-acetyltransferase 4, chloroplastic. Gene Ontology annotation, molecular function: N-acetyltransferase activity. The record is from RefSeq and is a predicted model, not a curated record. NCBI's taxonomy places the organism in Eukaryota, Viridiplantae, Streptophyta, Magnoliopsida, Fabales, Fabaceae. Bases 116 to 967 code for a protein of 283 amino acids. Gene Ontology annotation, cellular component: chloroplast. The transcript has 3 exons. Gene Ontology annotation, biological process: N-terminal protein amino acid acetylation.
UGUAAACAAAAUCAAUUUGUAAGCUUAGUUAAUCAAAGUUCUUGCACUUCUCAUGUCAUGAAGAAUCUUAGGAUUCUUUUGAGUGAGUAGAGAGACCAAGACAACCCUCCACGAAAUGCGGUCAAUUCCUCUGGGAACCUCUGUAUCUCCAACUCCUAUAAACACCUCAAAAAUCUCACCUUUUAAUAUUAAUUUUAAGAAGUCAACCACUUUCCCAUAUUGGGUUUCACCUCCCUCUCAUGAAUUCUCUUUCCUUUCUCUCUCCCAAUCAGGAUUAUGCAGAGCCAGUCAAGUUGUUGAUUUGUUCCCAACUGUGUCUCCUGAAAUUAUUGUGAGAGAGGCAAGGAUAGAGGACUGUUGGGAAGUGGCAGAGACUCAUUGCAGUUCCUUCUUCCCUGAAUAUUCCUUCCCAUUAGAUUUUGUGCUGAGGAUGGACAGAUUGGUGGCUAUGUUAGCUGGAUUCUCUGUACCAAAUGGUUGCAAAAGAACCUGUUUGGUUGCUGUUAUUGGCAGCACACUUUGUGAAACUUUCUUAUUUGGAAGUGAAGAUUUCAAGAUUGGUGGUUUUGAUGGGAAAUUCAGCCUCAACAAGGGAUAUGUGGCUGGUAUAUUAACAGUUGAUACCGUUGCAGAUUUUCUACCUAGAAAGGGGCCAUUGCGACAGAGAAGGACUGGAAUUGCAUACAUAUCAAAUGUGGCUGUCCGGGAAAAAUAUAGGCGGAAGGGAAUAGCUAAACAAUUGGUAGCUAAGGCAGAAUCACAGGCCAGAAGUUGGGGCUGUCGUGCUAUUGCAUUGCACUGUGAUUUCAGAAAUCCCGUGGCAACAAAAUUAUAUCAAAGCCAAGGUUUCAAAUGUAUCAAGGUUCCAGAAGGAGCUACUUGGCCUCAACCAAAGACCUCACCGGAUAUUAAGUUUAACUUUAUGAUGAAGCUUCUCAACAACUCAGCAGCUUCUAAAUCUAAUUAGGAGGAAAUAUUUACGUUGUAAAACAUAAAUGGAUUUCAAGAAAAAGAAAUGUACCAGGAGGGGACCGUUUGUUACUAAAAUGUGUAUAUAAGUAAACCAAGGAAUUGGAUGAAAAAUCACUUGAGAACCUUUUGUAUAGUUACUGGCAUUCUUUUGUAUCUCAGUGCAAACAGAUAAACAGCUAUGAACAGAAAUGGA